Messenger RNA from Phialemonium atrogriseum, 867 nucleotides. Its product is annotated as putative ww domain binding protein 11 protein. Gene Ontology annotation, biological process: RNA processing. The transcript has 2 exons. NCBI's taxonomy places the organism in Eukaryota, Fungi, Ascomycota, Sordariomycetes, Cephalothecales, Cephalothecaceae. The record is from RefSeq and is a predicted model, not a curated record. The coding region runs from base 1 to 867 and encodes 288 amino acids.
AUGCCAAAAGAACGAAAUUUCAAUCCUGUCCAAGCCCAGCGGAAGGCUGACAAGGCAAAGGCCGUCAAAAAAGGAAAGGCAGCAGUCCAGUCACAGCGCAAUGAGAGGCUUGCAAAGCGGAACCCAGACAGGAUACAGAAAGAAAUCGAUGAUCUGAAGGCUAUCGUUGAGGGUGGGGGGAAACUCAGCAAACACGAGGAGCAAGUACUCGAGGCUCUCGAGAGGGAUCUGAGGGUCGUCAAGAAGGCCCGAGAAGCCUUGGGGGACAAGGCGCCUGUGUUUGGCCGUGGGGGACCGCGACAAGAUGGGGAGGGUAGGGGUGGAGUUCUAGGCAAGCGACGGAGAGGUGCCGAUGAUGCUUCCAGCAGCGACAGCGAUGUGCCAGAAGACGUCAAGAAUAUUCCCAUGCCGCGAGACACGCCACCCCCUAUCCCGAAGGAGAUACUGGAUGAAUGGUAUGCCAAGCGGAGAUCACGCCGGAACGCAAAUACCAAUGCAAAUCUGGAGCCGCUUGGAGGAGGCAAGGAACGUUUCCAAAGGGAAACUUCUGAAAAGUCACCAGUGCCGGUUGUCGAAGCAAAGACAGUAUAUGAAGCCAAACCUAUGGUGCGAGACCUGAGAAAGGAAGCCGUCAGCGCCUUCGUGCCUACGACUGUACGGUUGAAGCUGGACAAGGGCAAGGGUCAGGGUGGCCUGUUGGAACCCGAAGAGGCGGACAAUCUUGAGAGAGAAGGCUAUAUGAAAGCUUCGGGAGGGGUUGGAGAAGUUGGAGAAGUUGAGGUUUCCACAUCCAGCAAUGCGCAGGUUGGAGAGCAAAGGGGGCCACGAGCGGUCAUGAUGGAGGAGGUGGAGGAUGAUGAAGGCUGA